Hydractinia symbiolongicarpus is the source of this 1551-nucleotide messenger RNA. RefSeq lists its product as uncharacterized. NCBI's taxonomy places the organism in Eukaryota, Metazoa, Cnidaria, Hydrozoa, Anthoathecata, Hydractiniidae. The record is from RefSeq and is a predicted model, not a curated record. The transcript has a single exon. Bases 70 to 669 code for a protein of 199 amino acids.
ACAUGUGCAUAUGUAAAAUUUUCGAAUCAUCGAUUGAAACAUUAUAGAAAAAAAUGUGGUGAAAAACUCAUGCGAGUCAUAAAAUCACCAUCAGGGGUAACAAUUUUAGUGCCUUUUAAAUCAUAUUGUUACAGAUCAAUUCAGAAGUCCUUAGAAGUAUUAACAAACAGGGAAGGAUUUGAAACUGAUUGCGAAAAAUGGAGAAAUUUGAAAUCUUAUCCAGAUACAUACAGUGACAUUUUUGAUGGUGAAAUAUGGAAAAAAUUUUCACGCACAGGAGAAUGGUAUUUUUCAGAACCUAGGCACUAUGCAGUAAUGUUAAAUAUAGAUUGGUUUCAGCCGUUCAAACAUUUGUCCAGUUAUUCUAUUGGUGGUAUAUAUCUCGUUGUUUUAAAUCUUCCACGUGUUGAGCGAUUUAAAAGAGAGAACGUUAUUCUUGUUGGAAUUAUCCCAAAUAUGCAGAAAGAACCUCCAACUAACACCUUUAUAGCACCUUUAAUAAGUGAAUUAAAUACUGCAUGGCAUCAAGGAUUCACUAUUGUCUAUGCGUUAUCAGGAAAAUUAGAAGUAUUUCGAUUAGCAUUACUGUGUGUUGGAUGUGAUAUACCCGCAUGUAGAAAGUUAUGUGGUUAUUUAGGUGAGUUUUUAGUUUUUUCUAUGUUUCUAUAAGUAUAACUUUUCUCAACAUGCUGUUAAAGUAUUAUGUAUUGUGUUCACAUGUGUCAAUAAAUGAUUUAUGGAUGAAACAAACGUAAGGGAAGAAACUUUGACGGGAAGAAAAUUUAGUGAAAGUAAAUUUGGCAGAAUUUUAUUUGGCGGAUGAAAAGAAACAUGAAAGUUGAUUUUUUCUUUUUAAAUCAUUGCUUUUUUCUUUUUAAACGAUAAACUUAGUUGAAAAGAAAGUCACUCGUCGUCAAAUACUAAAAUAAAAAACUUACCAAUCAGACUUUUUUUAAAUUGACGGAGAGCAAAAAAUUAUUAAUUUUGGCGUUUUGAGAAGAAAAUUUAGUGAAAGUAAAUUUGGCAGAAUUUUAUUUGGCGGAUGAAAACAAACAUGAAAGUUGAUUUUUUCUUUUUAAAUCGUUGCUUUUUUCUUUUUAAACCAUAAACUUAGUUGAAAAGAAAGUCACUCGUCGUCAAAUACUAAAAUAAAAAACUUACCAAUCAGACUUUUUUAAAAUUGACGGAGAGCAAAAAAUUAUUAAUUUUGGCGUGAAUUGAAUUUGGUGGAUUUUGUAAAUUUUACAAAUUCGCAAUGUUGUUGUUUUUUAUUUGAAUAUAGGUCAUGCAGCUGCUCAUGGAUGUUCGAAAUGCAAGAAGGUUUUUCCUGGCAAAGUGGGUGAACGAGAUUAUAGUGGUUUUGAUGUUGACAGUUAGGAAAAACGAACAACAGAAGAGCAUAGAGAGCAAAUGAUGGAAAUUCUCGAAGCUGACACAGCUAAUGAUCGGGACAAAUUGGAAUCAAUGUAUGGCACAAGAUAUUCUGUUCUUGCAGAAUUGUCUUAUUUUGAUACAGUACGAAUGUCAAUCGUUAAUCCUAUGCACAAUUUA